Molecule: messenger RNA, 743 nt
Organism: Dibothriocephalus latus
Lineage: Eukaryota; Metazoa; Platyhelminthes; Cestoda; Diphyllobothriidea; Diphyllobothriidae
Source: the annotation of a GenBank genome assembly
GGGAGAGUCUGACCGAGUCUAGCACUAGCAAACAGUGGUACAACGGGUGGACCUGCAUCCGCCGUAGCAGGCGCAUUACUGACAAAACUCUUCUUGAGGUCAUGGACAGCAGCGAGCCACCGAAGAGUCCCGCUGACAAGCCUCUUCGUCUUCCCCUUCAGGAUGUCUACAAGAUCAGUGACGUCAGCAUUGUGCCUUUCGGUGGACUGCAGACAGGCACUACAAAGUCAGGUACCGUUUUUCCGUUUGCCCUAUCUAGUCUCACAGCAGAAGGCAAAUCAGUGGAAAAGCACCAGGAAGCUUUUCCUGAAGCUGGAGGCGGCAACAACCUUGGUUUCAAAGCUAAGGGUAUUUCUGCCAAGGAAAUUUGCCGUGGUUACGACGCUGGUGAUUCAAAGAACCGGCUACCUGUCGUGACAGAAUCGUUUUACGCUCAGGUCUCCGUCAUGAACAAUCGUGGAAAUAUCAAAAAUGGCUUCUCCCCGUGUUGGAUUGACGCCCAUAUCUCCUGCAGGUUUACCGAGCUCUUUACCAAAGUGGACAGAAUAAAUUGCCUGCUCCUAGAAGAAUUCCCCGAGGCUAUUAAGUAUGCCGAGGCAGACAUUGUGAAGCUGAUUCCAUCUAAACCGUUGUGUCGUGAAGCCUUUGCAAAGUUCGCGCCUCUAGAACGGUUUGCCCUCCGUGUCAUGAAGCAAACGCUCGCCGUUGUCAUUAUGAGGAGUGUUGAGAAGAUGGCGGCCUAG